UUGUGAGAAUAUGGGAACUUGUGAAAAUAUGGCACGGUGGCGCUGCUGCUCACCGCACCAUGACAAAAUGUGUCAGUGACUCUAUAGAAAAGGCUAUUAUUACAAUAGGCCAUUUAAUCUUUGAAAUCUUGUUUCUUUUGGUAAGUUAGGUUUUUUGGAACCAAUUUGCUAAAAAAAAAAUUGAAUGCAGUUAAUGCACACAUUAUGUAUAAAAACUGUCAGGUUAUGCAAUGCCAAUACAGUGUUAAGUUCAAUAAAUGCCUCAUUCAUCCUUGCCCUUUCUCUUUCUGAAAACUUUCAAAUCUUGCAAAUCAGGAGUAUACCUUGUUCUUACUAUUGCGUAAUCUGGUUGAAUUAUGAAUCGCCCGUAAUUGAUGCGUUUGUUGAUAUCCCCUCGCCAUUAUGGAAGUCACCAGAGUUUCGUUUCACGUGAGGGAGGACACUCCAAGCAACUGUGUAGCAGUUGGUUUCUUUUCAACCGAUUCUUUUUAAAUAUCAGUUUAGUCAUCAUAUCAGUUCCGACCGGUCGUGUACACUCCGACAACUACAGUAAAGUUAAUUACCAGAAAGCUGGUCAUUUGGGCAUCUGAGAAUCACAAUGAAAACUGUGUAAACCCCAAAUGACACAGCCUAUUAGAUUAUGUUCUGAAAUAUAGCCUAUUCCUAUAGCGUGUUUAUUUUCCCACAGUCCACCAUUAUGUAUAUUGAUUGAAAUACGAGUUAUUUAUUACUGUCGUUUCUCACUUGGAGUUCUUAUGUAUUCGUAGGUCCUUAACCAGCCAACGAUUUGCAACUGGCUAUGGUUAGCUUUGCAUGUAACUGGCGUUCAAGCGAAGUUUAAAUUACUGUCGAAGAUAAUUUAUAAACACACGUUCAUUGGUGUAUGUUCCCACCAAUGAACUAAUGGGAAACUUUUUUAUAAGUCAGCAUACAGUAAACUGUAUCACUGUACAUACCCCUCCCACAGGACUAGUUUCACUAUAGGCUCAUUAAAGGUAGCCUACACUGCUCGUUCUGUCAGAAACAUGAGUUACAGCCAACAUCACCAGCUAAUAAUGAAGACGUACCUUGUAUUCCUGUGCUUUUUGUCUGAAGCGCAUUCUGUCAACGUCGUGGCAAACGGAGAUUCCAGUGCUUACUUCAAUGCAGAGGCAUCAUUUACCUGUACUCUAGCGGACCCGACAGGUGUGCUGCAAGUCACCUGGCAGCGUCUGUUUAAAGACGAAUCAGUGGAGAACCUGGCCACAUACAGCAAGCGGUUUGGACCUCAAAUCAUUGAGCCACACAAGAACAAGGUGGUUCUUAGGGAGGCGUCUCUCAACUCAACAUCAAUUACCCUGAAGAAUGUAUCAUGGUCGGACGAAGCCUGCUAUAUUUGCUCCUUCAAUGUUUAUCCAAGUGGAUCAAGACGCAAGCAGACCUGUCUAACAGUUCAAGGUGUAUCUGAAGUGGGAACCACAUUGCAACAAGUAUCCAGCUCUGAAUCUAACAGAGAUGGAGAUGUUGUGGUCAGCUGCUCUGCCACGGGAAGACCAGCACCUAGCAUCCAAUGGGAUUAUUCGACUCCAGGAUCCAUACAGACUCUCAGCAACUGGAAUGUCACUAACAGUGACCAAACGGUUACCGUUGUGAGCAACAUAACCCUCCGACUGUCCCCAGGGUUGGGAGGACACGUGGACUGUCUAGUUAACAACGGGACAAGGACCCAGACACGACAGCAGGUCCUGCUUCCUCUUCACCUUGGGAAGAAUAAGGAUGAACCAGAUGACACAUCUCCACUGGGGGUUGCCAUUCCAGUUUUGCUCAUCAUUUCCUUUUUCGGAGUCUUCGUCUAUUUCAUGCAUAAGAAGAAAAAAGUUUUCAGGGAAGCCGUGUUGGCCACUCCAGCUGAAGAACAGCACCCCUUUGGCUGCAACGUGUAAAUGUGUCUGUGCUUGAUUACAGUGUUUGUAUUUGAUGUAGCUGACAGAAAUUUAAGUAAGCAUUGUUGUGAAGAUGGGAAGCUUCUUCAAAAGAAAAUCCAGUCAUAAAUAAGCUAGUAAAGGGAGAAUUUAACCUUCUUUCAACUUGAUGUUAGUUGGCGUCUGAAAAUAGCAGAAACAGAAAUCCACGGUUCAGGUCUUUAUUAAUGGGCUGGAUUUAAACCCCUACUGCAACAUAAUGUUUGCAUAUUCAAUCAUGGAUUCCCCUGUUGUCUUGGCCUACUGUACAUACCUCUAUCUGGGAGAGACUCAGGAGCUACAGUAUAGUGAAAGGACAUACAUGUAUUAUAUGUAAGGAAAGCCUUAAGGACUACUUUUUACAUUUAUCAUAUUGUAUACUGUACAGUACAUGAAAGACCACUGGGGGAUACCACUGAAUUGUCUGUCCCAAUUCAUUUAUACUUCUAUUUAUUUCACUUCAAUCCAUUUCAGUAUGAAACAAUAUGUUGCACUUUACUUUAUGUAAGAUUUAUUGUUAUAAAUCUGUGAAAGGAGAAAACAUGAAAAAAAAAAUCCCAUGUCAUUUGAACGCAUUCAUAAGCCUUUUUAGAUUAGACUGUAAAGAUGUUUGCACUUUAAUUGUUCUGUUUGCACUAUUCACUAAAUUUACAUUGUUUGAGAUCCUACUGUUAUAUUUAUUGUACAUGUUUGCUUGUAAUUUUCUGUUUACACUUGGUUUUUCAAAUGUUAUUGAUUUUGUCAUUGUUUAAUAUUCUAAACCAUUAUUUAAACCCAGACUUUAUAUAUAUCAUGAUUUUCCCUGUUUGAAAAUAAAACUAGUCAUUUCACAAAGCGCA
Messenger RNA from Esox lucius (northern pike), 2779 nucleotides. Its product is annotated as OX-2 membrane glycoprotein. Bases 1026 to 1922 code for a protein of 298 amino acids. NCBI's taxonomy places the organism in Eukaryota, Metazoa, Chordata, Actinopteri, Esociformes, Esocidae. The transcript has 5 exons. The record is from RefSeq and is a predicted model, not a curated record. Gene Ontology annotation, molecular function: cell-cell adhesion mediator activity.